Molecule: messenger RNA, 558 nt
Organism: Puma concolor (puma)
Lineage: Eukaryota; Metazoa; Chordata; Mammalia; Carnivora; Felidae
Source: RefSeq, a predicted model, not a curated record
AUGUCUGCAUUCAACCUGCUGCAUUUGGUGACAAAGAGCCAGCCAGUAGCCCUGCGAGCCUGUGGGCUUCCCUCAGGGUCAUGUAGGGAUAAAAAGAACUGUAAGGUGGUCUUUUCCCAGCAGGAACUAAGGAAGCGGCUGACACCCCUGCAGUACCAUGUCACUCAGGAGAAAGGGACCGAAAGUGCCUUCGAAGGAGAAUAUACACAUCACAAAGAUCCUGGAAUAUAUAAAUGUGUCGUUUGUGGAACUCCAUUGUUCAAGUCAGAAAGCAAAUUUGACUCCGGCUCAGGUUGGCCUUCCUUCCACGAUGUGAUCAGUUCUGACGCAAUCACGUUCACGGAUGACUUUUCCUACGGGAUGCACAGGGUGGAAACAAGCUGCUCUCAGUGUGGUGCUCACCUUGGGCACAUUUUUGAUGACGGACCUCGUCCAACCGGCAAAAGAUACUGCAUAAAUUCGGCUUCCUUGUCGUUCACGCCUGCAGAUAGCGGCCGCGGCGCCGAGGGAGGCCGUGGGGCGGGCAGCCCAGCCCAGGCAGACAACGCGGAGCUGUAG